AUGCACCAUCCGGCAGACACCCUACGAAAUGUGCUGCAGAGCGCACAAGCACAUCUGCAGGCCGCCAUCCCGGCCAAAGGCCAGGAGUGCCCAGAUCAGGUGGCUGUUUCAGAUGCAAGCAUGAUAGACAGUGACAACUACAAAGAAAUCGACUCAACUCCACAUCAAAUUCGACCCAUGUCCUCUGCUUCAUGUAUGUAUGGUUGUUCUCCUACACAUGCUGCCGCGCUCCGUGAGCCUAGUCAAGUAUUCACAAAUGGAUUUGAAAUGAUCAACCUGGCUGUUUCAAGGAGUACAUCGGAUUGA
Molecule: messenger RNA, 306 nt
Organism: Durusdinium trenchii
Lineage: Eukaryota; Dinophyceae; Suessiales; Symbiodiniaceae
Source: the annotation of a GenBank genome assembly